Drosophila subobscura is the source of this 559-nucleotide messenger RNA. RefSeq lists its product as uncharacterized. The transcript has 4 exons. Lineage: Eukaryota; Metazoa; Arthropoda; Insecta; Diptera; Drosophilidae. The coding region runs from base 68 to 484 and encodes 138 amino acids. The record is from RefSeq and is a predicted model, not a curated record.
AUGAAGCUACCCUUCAGUCAUACGUCAAGCAUCAAGUUCAUAGUUCAUCAUCAUCGUAGUUGCCAAAAUGUGCGAGGAAUGCGAGUGUUCCACCUGCAUGAAUGACAAGCAGUGCUGCUGGUUCUUUGCAGGAUGGAACAUAGCCACAUCCUGCAUGUGCGCGAUACUAGCAUCUGUGCAAAUUCACAAAUACAGUUCCUGGAUGAAGGGUGGCAGGGCUCAUGGCAGUGACUUUCUCAUUCUGAAUAGUUGCGAUGCUAAAUUGGCUUUUUGGUCAGUCAUCCUUGCUGCCAGCAUAAUGCACUUAAUGUCUGGGAGUCUUCUAGUCAUUGGAUUGUCCAAGGAUAUCAGAUGGUUGUUCUUGUUCGGUAAAACCACGAGUCACAUUUUCCCAUGUGCCAUGCUGUUCUCUAUACUCGCUCCAGUUGUCCACUGCGUGUGCAUUGUUCGGGUGUGCAGGUUCUACAGAAGCCACUGGAGAUAGUCCCUUCUGCCUCCAGUCAUUAAAUUUAAUUGGAAUCUUCGUUCUCUCAUCCCGCAAUCCCCUGCCAAUUCUCUC